Messenger RNA from Emiliania huxleyi CCMP1516, 1329 nucleotides. RefSeq lists its product as hypothetical. The record is from RefSeq and is a predicted model, not a curated record. Bases 1 to 1329 code for a protein of 442 amino acids. The transcript is spliced from 5 exons. NCBI's taxonomy places the organism in Eukaryota, Haptophyta, Isochrysidales, Noelaerhabdaceae. Gene Ontology annotation, molecular function: ATP binding; ATP-dependent chromatin remodeler activity.
AUGGACCCACCUUCGGACGACUCUCGCUCCGACGGCGGCGGCGACGAGGGCGCUGCGCUCGGCGCGGGGGUGUUGCGGCGCGGCUUGGCGGUGCGGGACGCGUACCUCAAGGCGCACGAGCGGGUCGAGGCGGUGGUCGGGUGGAGGAGAGGCGGCGGCCAGGGAGAGGAGCGCUACUUGGCGAAGCUGCGCGGCCGGUCGCACCUCCACUGCUGCUGGCUCACUGAGGCCAAGCUGGCGCACGCGGGCGAGCACCGGCCUUUGGCGGCGUGGCGGCAGACGGUUGGUGCGGUGCUCGACAUCAAGCCGCCGCGCGGCAAGCGGCGCGCGGUCCGGCGCAACUCGACGGCCCUCUCCGCGGCGCUGCUCGACGAGGAGGAGGACGCCGGCGAUGGGGCGCGUUGCGGCGGGGAGGGGAGGGUGGGCGGCAGCAGCGGGAUGGAGGGCAGCAUCGGGUUGGAGGGCGAUGCCACCGGCGGCGCCGAGCCGUGGCAGAGCGGCGAAGCGAGGCGUGACCAGAGUGGCGACGAGAGCGGCGACGCGAGUGGCGACGAGAGCGGCGAGUGGAGUUGCGGGGAGGAGCCGGAGGUGUUGCCGCUGGCCGACCCUCUGUCUGGCGACGAGGAGGAGGAGGGGGGAGAGGAGUACGUGCCCCAGCCGCGCCGCGGAAGGAGUGCGGCGCACCUAGAGGAGCGUUCGCUGCAGCUACCUCCCCCAAUGGGGCGAGACACGGCCAGCGGCCAGCUCGAGCGCGCCGCGUGUCGCGGCACCACCGCAGCGCUGAGGCUGCCUCGCUCCGGCUCGCUGCUCCUUGUGCGGUGGCGCGGGCUCGGCUGGCCGCACUCGACUUGGGAGGCGUGGAGGGAUGCUCAGCCUUUCGACGCGGCCGCUGCGGAGGUCGGCGCGCGCGCGGGGCUUCGCGGGUACCAGGAGGAGGGCGUGCGCUGGCUGCUCGCCUGCUGGCACGCGGGGCGGUCGUCGAUCCUCGCAGACGAGAUGGGACUCGGCAAGACAGCGCAGGCGCGUCGGCUUCCCAUGUGUGCGUGUGGCACAGUCGCGCCCGGCUUUCGUUUCAGCCGACGGGCGGCCCGCUGGACGACUCUCCGCUCCGCCGUCGUCCACGGUUCCGCCGAGGCGCGCAGGGCGCAGCUGCGGUACGCUCUGGCCCAUUGCGACGAGGAUCGCGACGGCGUCCGCACCGGCCGGCUGCGGGUGGAGCUCGUGGUGACGACCUACGAGCUCCUCUCGAUCGAGGGCGCGGCGCUGGGAGCCGUGCCGUGGCGGCAGGUCGUCGUCGACGAGGCGCGCCGCCCCAAGAGUGAGGAAUGA